AUGUGGCACGACGAGACCGAUCUUGAUUGUGCCCCCCGGGUGCUCCUAGCCUGGCCAGACCCAGCUUGCUCCGGACUCCGACCAAAAUGCUACCGCUGUUCUCAGACCAACAUCGAGUGCAUAUGGGACACGGAACCCGACACGACGCGAAUCGUCUCGAUACGCAAGCGCAAGGAAGAACUCGAACGCGAAAACGAGGACCUGCACGAGCUCCUACGCUUCCUCUACUUGCGACCGGACGAGGAAGCCAGGGAGAUCUUCAGGAGACUUCGAGCGUCGGGUAAUGCGCUGGAGGUCCUUAACGCCGUGCGGACUGCCGAUUUGCUUCUACAGAGACGACAAGUGGGUGAGGGCGCUGACCUAGUCGACCCCAAGCUGAGAAGUGCAGAAAAUGAGGAUUCGCAUACGAGGCUUCUGGUAGUCCCCGCACGACCAUGGACAACUCUGGCGAACGAUGAUGUUGUCUCUGACCUGAUCACUAGUUUCUUCUUGUUGGAUGCGACUUUCUUUCUCGCAUUCGUGGAACAAGAAGCAUUCCUCGAGGAUAUGCGAUCAUGUUCACCGGAGACAGCUCGAUACUGCUCUCCAGUCCUCGUAAAUGCGAUAUGCGCCUUGAGAAGCGUACGUUCUGGCGCUUCAGUUCAAUCUAUCAAGAAAAUCCCUAGUGGCAGCGUGUUCUAA
Messenger RNA from Colletotrichum siamense, 681 nucleotides. RefSeq lists its product as uncharacterized. The record is from RefSeq and is a predicted model, not a curated record. The transcript is spliced from 2 exons. Gene Ontology annotation, biological process: regulation of DNA-templated transcription. Bases 1 to 681 code for a protein of 226 amino acids. Gene Ontology annotation, molecular function: zinc ion binding; DNA-binding transcription factor activity, RNA polymerase II-specific. Lineage: Eukaryota; Fungi; Ascomycota; Sordariomycetes; Glomerellales; Glomerellaceae.